Molecule: messenger RNA, 2037 nt
Organism: Podarcis lilfordi (Lilford's wall lizard)
Lineage: Eukaryota; Metazoa; Chordata; Lepidosauria; Squamata; Lacertidae
Source: the annotation of a GenBank genome assembly
AUGAUCCAACUCUAUGGCUUUUGCUGGAAUGUUAACUGGAUGUCUUAUUUUUUUAUCUAUCCCAUCAGAACAGUAAGAUCAAAAGGAUCCAUGGGGUGUAACAUAUAUACAAAGCAUAUUGUGCUAAGUGAGAGAGAAACUAAUUCUCACUACGUGGGAGGGUCAUCAAACUCGAUUGCUAGCUGGCUAGUAAUCACCAACAGGGAAUGCAACUGUUUACAAUAAUUGAGGUGUCCCUGAUAUGACAAUAGGUUAGGAAAUUGGUGUCUCAUCUCCUCCAGGCUAUAGAGCUAGAGUAUAAAAGGCUCCUCCUUUGGGGAGUCUUUCACACUGAUCCUCUUCUGAGACAUUUCUCCCUUCAAGAACUGGUGAGUUCCAGGGGUUUUCUUUGGGAGGUUGUCAUAGAGAAGCACUCUGUGAACCUUGAGACUGGGGGGAUCUCAUUUGCUUGUGGUACUGUUGAGGUUUUCCUAUGCAACUACCCCAUGGUAGUGUAGAAUGCAUGGUUAAGGAAUGCAUGGUUAAGGAAACAAGAAAGCCAAAUGCGAACCAGAGGCCUCUGUGAUUCCUUUACUCAAAAGAAAUCCUAGUGGAGAAGAAGCUACAGUGAAGGUACAGUAGGAUAUUGAUGAGAUAAAAAACUCUCCUCAAAUUCUCAAAGGGUUUCUUCCAGAUGUUCCCUCUAAAUGUUGUGGACCCAACUGCCAUCUUCCUUGUGCAUCUGCUAUGGUGACUAUGGCAGAUUGGAAUUGGAGUCCAGAACAUCUGGAAGGAUCUAUGUCUAUGGCUGUAGAAUGAGGUGGGGACAUAGGAAGGUGAAAAAAAUACAUCAUUUCAGGAUGCAAGUAUGAGAUCAAUUUUUUGAUGGUGCCCAUGGUGUGUGUGUGUGUGUAAAAGCCUGCAUGCACAAUACCUGCACUGCAGGAAGAAAGAAGAUCUAUAGACUUUUUGCUUGAUACACUAAUGUUCUGUAUGCAGGGAGAUUUCCUGUAAAAAUUAGUACCUCCAUGUGAAGUGGCGAACCUCUUCUACCAUUUUAUCUUUCCAGCAUGUGUAGCUCUAUCAGAAGGUUGAAACUGCAUGAAAAAGUAAAUACUAGAGAUGCUCACACAAAUAAACAUAUAGAUGAACAGCUACUGAGCUGCACCAUUGGUCAAUCUACAGUAGCUCAGUAUUGUCUUCACCUUGUGACCCUCCUGAUGUAGUUGGACUCCAUUCUCAUCAGUCACACCUAAUAUGACCAUUAGUUGAGGAUGAUGGGAGUUGUGAUGCAACAACAUCUAGAAGUCAUGUCACUGGCUACCUCUGUUCUAGCCCUUGUAUAUUUGAGCUGCAGAACUGCCAGGGUACAAUAUACCGGGGCUUCAAAAACCUUGCUUACAAAACAUUGAAAUAUGCAGAUACUUAAAACUUUGAUUUAAUUCUAGUUCCAAUCCUAUGGUUUCAGAUUGCCCUCCAAUCCUGCAAAAAUGGCCAGUGGUGGUGGAUACAACCAGUGCUAUGCCCAGUGUCCUGCAUCUACAGUGACCAUCCAGCCACCACCUUUCGUCCUGAACAUCCCAGGGCCUGCACUCUACUGCCCAGACCAGCCUCUAGCCAUUGAGCAGUACAACCCCUGUGCCCGAGGUGGCUAUGGAGGUGGCUAUGGUGGUGCCAGCGCUCUGUAUGCCAACGACUUCUCCAACUUCUACACUCGGGCCCUGCCAAGCAGCAACUACAGCUACACCAGCUAUCGGUAUUAAAACUGUGGGAGAAUGAGAACAAACCAGAAGACGUAAUAGAGAUCCAGAAAUGUCAUUGUUUACGAAACAAUUGAGCUUCCGCUGUGUCUAAUUGUUAUUUGCAGUUAGAAAAGGGGGGCUAGGCUAGUCCUGUUGGGAUACAACAUUUGCUAUCAGACUUUAAUUUCGCCUUGGGAGAUUUUCAUGGGGAAAGCUGUUUGUGUACAGGAAUGCCCUUUGUUUUGCAAAAGUGCCUUUGUGGAAUGUGCUGUUUCUUGUCUUUGUUCAUAUUAAAAUAUAAUUAAUAUUGCAUCUU